Messenger RNA from Phalaenopsis equestris, 1053 nucleotides. Its product is annotated as methylsterol monooxygenase 2-1. The record is from RefSeq and is a predicted model, not a curated record. The coding region runs from base 23 to 808 and encodes 261 amino acids. NCBI's taxonomy places the organism in Eukaryota, Viridiplantae, Streptophyta, Magnoliopsida, Asparagales, Orchidaceae. Gene Ontology annotation, molecular function: iron ion binding; C-4 methylsterol oxidase activity. The transcript is spliced from 8 exons. Gene Ontology annotation, biological process: 4-alpha-methyl-delta7-sterol oxidation; sterol biosynthetic process.
CCCCCCCCCCCCGCCACUGCCAAUGGCUUCCCUCGAUUAUUGUUGGAAGUUUCUAAUCACUCAUUUCAGUGACUUUCAACUUGCUACAUUUGGUUCCUUCAUCAUUCAUGAAAGUGUGUUCUUCCUUUCUGGACUUCCAUCUAUAUGUUUUGAGAGGACAGGACUUUUCAGCAAAUACAAAAUUCAGGGAAAGAAGAACACGCCUGAUGCUCAGGAGAAAUGCAUCUUGCGUCUUGUCAUGUAUCAUUUAUGUGUGAAUUUACCUGUUAUGAUAUUUUCCUACCCUGUUUUUAGAUGGAUGGGCCUGAAAACUUCACUUCCACUUCCAAACUGGUAUGUGAUCUUAUCACAAAUUAUAUUCUAUUUCAUCCUGGAGGAUUUUGUGUUUUAUUGGGGGCAUAGGAUACUGCACACGAAAUGGCUGUAUAAGCAUGUCCACAGUGUGCAUCAUGAAUAUGCUACACUGACAUCUGAGUAUGCCCACCCUGCUGAAAUUUUGUUCUUGGGUUUUGCCACCAUAGUUGGUCCUGCUCUGACUGGUCCACAUCUAUUUACUCUUUGGUUAUGGAUGAUAUUGAGAGUGUUGGAGACUGUUGAGGCUCAUUGCGGCUACCAUUUCCCAUGGAGCCUUUCAAACUUUCUUCCUCUGUAUGGAGGUGCUGAAUUUCAUGAUUUCCACCAUCGUGUCCUCUAUACAAAAUCAGGAAACUACUCUUCGACUUUCACUUACAUGGACAGGAUAUUCGGCACUGAUGGCGAUUAUCGGAAGCAGAAGGCUCUGCAGAACCAAGUCGCAAAAACUUUAUGAGAGAAAGAGGGAAGGCCCAAUUUCUUCAACCAUCAUGUCAUCAUUCUACGAGGAAUCUAUGUGCUACCAGUUCCUUUUUUUUCUCAUAUUGGUUAUUGUUAUUAUUAUUAUUAUUAUUGUUGACUGUCAUCAGCUUAUUGUUGGUGUGGAGUUGACUGGAGCUAUCUCCCUGUUGGCAUGGUGAAUUCCUGUGUCAAUAAUUUUAUGUGGGCGUCGUCUGUAUUGUGAAACUUUCUAUUUGAAUU